This is a messenger RNA of Dentiscutata erythropus, 322 nucleotides long. Lineage: Eukaryota; Fungi; Glomeromycota; Glomeromycetes; Diversisporales; Gigasporaceae. The record is from the annotation of a GenBank genome assembly.
AUGCUCGCCCGGCUAGUAAGAGAACAUAAUCAAAAACAACAAGCUAUAAGACGUAAUAAUGAACAACUUAGAAAAGAAGCUACACAGGCUGUAGGUGAAUUAACCGAUUGCUUGGCAGAUACAUUAAAUGAAAGAGUCACUUCAAUAUUUAAAACUCAACGCGAAAUUGAAGCUGAAGCUCGUCGUCUUUCCGUGCAAUCUGCAAAAUUCACGAAACAAACAAAACAAUGGUUGAAUAUGUUAGACGGAUUUAAUUCUGCUUUGAAGGUAAUUGAGAGAGAUAUGAGGGAAAUAGCAAUGACAUUAGAAUUCGUGCAUAAAG